CUAUUUUUGUGUUAAAAAUUUAUCUGGUGGUCACAAUUACAAAUUUAAGCUGCAGGUGGAGUCACAUAAUGCAAGCUCAGAGAAUUCAAUGUUUGGGAUAGCCACAGUCAGUUGCACUACAAAAAACGACUGUCCCAGUAUCACCGCAUUUCAUCAUAGUGCCUAUCAAAAUCUACCAUUACUCUUUCGGGAGUUCUUAGAUACAAGAGCUCAUGAUAUUAACAUCUACAACGAGCUAGGUGAGAGUGGUCUGUCUAAAGCUUGUGCAGCUGGCCAUAAUGAUAUGGUACUUACUCUGUUGCAAUACAGAGCAGAUGUGAAUUUACCAAACAUGUUCACUAGAAUUACACCGCUGAUGACUGCUGCUUACCAUGGACACGGUGAUAUAAUAAGAAUAUUGGCUCGCAAUGAUGCYGAUGCUACUUUAAAAGAUAUAAAUUUAAAAACAGCACUUCAUUAUGCAGUCGAUGGAUCUCAUAAUGAUGCAGUUAAAAUGCUUCUGGAAGGAAAUUGGAGUGAUGUAAAUUCCAUAGACUCUAAAGGUUGGACUCCUUUAAUGAGAGCAGUAUUAAUGUUUUCCAAUUCGGAUGUGAUCAAGACCCUUAUUUCAUAUGGUUCAGAUUUAAGUAUUAAAGAUAAAAAUGGUCAAGAUAUUUGGCAGUUGGCUCAUUUAUCAAAUAAUUGGAAAGCUCUAAAAAUAUUGCCAGAUUGAAUUAAGUUUUUUCAUGAUUUAUUAUAAGAAUGAAAAAAUAUGUUACUUUAACUUGAUAAUUUUUUACAUCUAAUGUAUGUCUAUUAGA
Molecule: messenger RNA, 800 nt
Organism: Diuraphis noxia (Russian wheat aphid)
Lineage: Eukaryota; Metazoa; Arthropoda; Insecta; Hemiptera; Aphididae
Molecular function (GO): protein binding
Source: RefSeq, a predicted model, not a curated record